CACUUCGAAAAAUAAAUUUUCCGAAUUUUUUGAAAAUCUCGUUAUAUGUUAAAAAUUCCGAUUUUUCUCUUAUAAAUUUGUAUCUGUAUAGCACCUCUUCGAUAGUUUCAGAAUAUACCACUUAAUAUGUCAAAAAGAGUGAGGUUCGACGAAAAUGCAGGCUCGUCCGGAUCUGUUAAAGUCAGAAGACAAGACGUUGCCUCGACGUCUAAGGACACGAAUGUCAACGAAGAGUUAAAGGCUUCAACCCCUGGAUCAAGAUUUAAGGAAGACCACAGCCUUGACAGUGAUGAGGAAGAAGAAGAAAAAGUUGAAUACGAGAAACUAACGGAGGAAGAUAUUGAAGGAGCUGAGGAUGACAUUGAAGAAGAUGAAGAAGUUGGAGGAGCAAGGAUUACUCCCUUCAACCUUAAGGAGGAAAUGGAGGAAGGUGACUUCGACACACAAGGACAUUAUCAUUUCAAGAAGGAAAAAGAAAUCAGGGAUAACUGGUUGGAUAACAUUGACUGGGUUAAAGUAAAGAAAAAGCCUUCACAACCUGAACCAACUAACGAGGAUAGCAGCGAUAGUGAAAAUGACGCAUCAGAGUUCAGUGAACUCAAGCUGAUUGAAGGCAUAGUUAGUUUGCUUGAGAAAGGUGAAACAGUAAGCAAAGGUCUCCGUAGACUUGGGGGCAAAAAUAAUUCAAACAAAAAAAAUAAAUCUCGCUCUUGGAAAAGAGAGAAGGUUUAUGAUAUGGAAGUGGAAGAGCCAACCGAAGGGAACGAAGAUAAAUCUGAUGAGAAUGAAAAGUUGCGAAACAAGAAGUUUCUCGAACUAACUGAACUAGUUGACCAGAUGACUGGAGCCGGACAUUAUGAUAUUUAUUCCGAUACUUUUGAAAAACUGCAGUUUAGGCUAAACUCGUUGCGUGUUUCUGAUAAAGUAAGCAAGGAGGUUCCCCCCGCACCAACAGCAGAAGAUGAACUUGAUAUAUUUGCCGAUGAUAUUGAUGAAAAGGAAGGGAAAAAGAAGACGAAAAACGGGAAAAAGAGCAAAGAAAUCACCACAGAAGCCGAUACCUCAGUAAAGUGGGAGUAUAAAUGGUCUGAAUCAACUACGGAACUUUUUGGGCCGUUUUCCUCACAAAAUAUGGAGGAAUGGAAAUCCAAAGGAUUUUUCAACGAUGAGGUUCGUGUCCGAAGAGUUGAUAAACCUAAUGCUCCAUUUUACUCCGCUAAGAGAGUGGAGUUUGAUCUGUAUGACUGAUGCCUUUAUCUUGUAGUCUAUAUUUCUGCAUACCUGAGGUGUUAUGCCACUUGAAGCAAGCUUUCAUGAUGGGUAACGGGCCAAAUCUGGCCUAAAUCCCAAGUCCUCAGGACCUUACCCAUAAAGAACAGAAGCAAGCUCCAUUUGUUUUCUUCUACCUUAGAUGACUCUUCUCAUCACUGCUAUUGAAGAAGUUUCAAAUCUGUACAACUAUCUUUGUAAGAAAAUCAACAUCAAUCAGAAAUAGGUGGUUCAUUUCGGUCUGCCACAAUAUUUAAUGGUUUACAGUACAAUAUCAGUUUAACAGGGUUAAAAACAGAUAUAAGACGGGUGUACAGCUCGCAAUGGUUUUUAAUCUCAACUGUAUUGAAGGUUAAUCAGAGCAGAAGGUUCCAGUUUAUGUAGAGUAGAUUCUCUGACUGUUUUCUUACUUAUUUUGUUCUUGUGAUACUUGGGGACAAUGAACGAAUAACGCUUUU
Messenger RNA from Ciona intestinalis (vase tunicate), 1727 nucleotides. The record is from RefSeq and is a predicted model, not a curated record. Lineage: Eukaryota; Metazoa; Chordata; Ascidiacea; Phlebobranchia; Cionidae.